AAAAAAAAAAAAAAAAAAAAAAAAAAAACCCGCCGGAUCCGACCGCCACUUUCAAAACCCCCCACCGCUCUAGAACCGCGGGAGCUUCCGUCCCUGAGUAGAAUUCGAGGGUGUAAAGAAGAGGAAGGGGAAAAAAUCUUGUACCAGCCCAGGGGUGAAGAAGCCCCCGGCCUGAGAAAGAAGGAAGGAGGAGUGGGGGAGGCGAACAGUCUCGUUGCUGCCUCUGUGUACGCUGAGGGGGGAGGAGUUAUCUGUCUUAGAAGAAAGAAGCAAACCAUCAUUUUGCCCACGUAAAUAUAUGAAUAUAUUUCUGACAUUGAGGUGUUCCAGAAGAUGAUAAAGAAAUGAUAGCAGCUCCAGAAAUACCAACUGAUUUUAAUCUACUACAGGAGUCAGAGACACAUUUUUCUUCUGACACAGAUUUUGAAGACAUUGAAGGAAAAAACCAAAAGCAAGGCAAAGGAAAAUCGGUGGUAGAUGAUUGGAUAGAAUCAUACAAGCAUGACCGAGAUAUAGCACUUCUUGACCUUAUCAACUUUUUUAUUCAGUGUUCAGGCUGUAAAGGAGUUGUCACAGCAGAAAUGUUUAGACAUAUGCAGAACUCUGAGAUAAUUCGAAAAAUGACUGAAGAAUUUGAUGAGGAUAGUGGAGAUUAUCCACUUACCAUGGCUGGUCCUCAGUGGAAGAAGUUCAAAUCCAGUUUUUGUGAAUUCAUUGGCGUAUUAGUACGACAAUGUCAAUAUAGCAUCAUAUAUGAUGAAUACAUGAUGGAUACAGUCAUUUCACUUCUUACAGGAUUGUCUGACUCACAAGUCAGAGCAUUUCGACAUACAAGCACCCUGGCAGCUAUGAAGUUGAUGACAGCUUUGGUGAAUGUGGCACUAAAUCUUAGCAUUAAUAUGGAUAAUACACAAAGGCAAUAUGAGGCAGAACGGAAUAAAAUGAUUGGAAAACGAGCCAAUGAGAGGCUAGAACUCCUGCUACAAAAGCGGAAAGAGCUUCAGGAAAAUCAAGAUGAAAUAGAGAAUAUGAUGAAUGCAAUAUUUAAAGGAGUGUUUGUACAUAGAUACCGCGAUGCAAUAGCUGAAAUCCGAGCUAUAUGCAUUGAGGAGAUUGGCAUUUGGAUGAAAAUGUAUAGUGAUGCCUUUCUUAAUGACAGUUAUUUAAAAUACGUUGGUUGGACUAUGCAUGAUAAGCAAGGUGAAGUAAGACUCAAAUGUCUUACUGCUCUACAAGGGCUUUAUUAUAACAAAGAGCUAAAUUCCAAACUGGAGCUUUUUACCAGUCGGUUCAAGGAUAGAAUUGUGUCUAUGACCCUUGACAAAGAAUAUGAUGUUGCAGUACAAGCAAUAAAAUUACUCACUCUUGUUUUACAGAGUAGUGAAGAAGUUCUUACUGCAGAAGAUUGUGAAAAUGUCUAUCAUCUGGUUUAUUCAGCUCACCGGCCAGUAGCAGUAGCAGCUGGAGAAUUUCUCUACAAAAAGCUCUUCAGUCGUAGAGAUCCAGAGGAUGAUGGAAUGAUGAAAAGAAGGGGAAGACAAGGUCCAAAUGCGAACCUUGUUAAGACAUUGGUUUUUUUCUUUCUAGAAAGUGAGUUACAUGAGCAUGCAGCAUACCUUGUGGAUAGCAUGUGGGACUGUGCUACCGAGCUGCUGAAAGACUGGGAAUGUAUGAAUAGCUUGUUGCUGGAGGAGCCACUUAGUGGAGAGGAAGCACUAACAGACAGGCAAGAGAGUGCUCUGAUUGAAAUAAUGCUUUGUACUAUUAGACAAGCAGCUGAAUGUCAUCCUCCCGUGGGAAGAGGGACAGGAAAAAGGGUGCUGACAGCAAAGGAGAAGAAGACCCAGUUGGAUGACAGGACAAAAAUCACUGAACUUUUUGCUGUAGCCCUUCCUCAGUUAUUAGCAAAAUACUCUGUAGAUGCAGAAAAGGUGACUAAUUUGUUGCAGUUGCCUCAGUACUUCGAUUUGGAAAUAUAUACCACUGGACGAUUAGAAAAGCAUUUGGAUGCCUUAUUGCGACAGAUCCGGAACAUUGUAGAGAAGCACACAGAUACAGAUGUUUUGGAAGCAUGUUCUAAAACUUACCAUGCACUCUGUAAUGAAGAGUUCACGAUCUUCAACAGAGUAGAUAUUUCAAGAAGUCAACUCAUAGAUGAAUUGGCAGAUAAAUUUAACCGGCUUCUUGAAGAUUUUCUGCAAGAGGGCGAAGAACCUGAUGAAGAUGACGCAUAUCAGGUAUUGUCAACGUUGAAAAGGAUUACCGCUUUUCAUAAUGCCCAUGAUCUUUCAAAGUGGGACUUGUUUGCUUGUAAUUACAAACUUUUGAAAACCGGAAUUGAAAAUGGAGACAUGCCUGAACAGAUUGUUAUUCACGCAUUGCAGUGUACUCACUAUGUAAUCCUUUGGCAACUUGCUAAGAUAACUGAAAGCAGCUCUACAAAGGAGGACUUACUGCGUUUAAAGAAACAGAUGAGGGUAUUUUGUCAGAUAUGUCAGCAUUACCUGACCAACGUGAAUACUACUGUUAAGGAACAGGCCUUCACUAUCCUAUGUGAUAUUUUGAUGAUCUUCAGCCAUCAGAUUAUGUCAGGAGGGCGUGACAUGUUAGAGCCUUUAGUUUACACCCCUGAUUCUUCGUUGCAGUCUGAGUUGCUCAGCUUUAUUUUGGAUCAUGUCUUCAUUGAACAGGAUGAUGAUAAUAAUAGUGCAGAAGUUAGGGAUUAUGUGCUUAAAAAUGAUCUUAAAGUUUUGGUAACAUUAGUUCCUGUUUUUUAUUAUAAUGACUAUGGAGAUAUCAUCAAAGAAACAAUGAGUAAAACAAGGCAGAUAGACAAAAUUCAGUGUGCUAAGACCCUCAUUCUCAGUCUGCAACAGCUUUUUAAUGAAAUGAUACAGGAAAAUGGCUAUAAUUUUGAUAGAUCAUCUUCUACAUUUAGUGGCAUAAAGGAGCUUGCUCGACGUUUUGCUUUAACUUUUGGACUUGAUCAGUUGAAAACAAGAGAAGCCAUUGCCAUGCUACACAAAGAUGGCAUAGAAUUUGCUUUUAAAGAGCCUAAUCCACAAGGGGAGAGCCAUCCACCUUUAAAUUUGGCAUUUCUUGAUAUUCUGAGUGAAUUUUCUUCUAAACUACUCCGACAAGACAAAAGAACCGUGUAUGUUUACUUGGAAAAGUUCAUGACCUUUCAGAUGUCACUCCGAAGAGAAGAUGUGUGGCUUCCUCUGAUGUCUUACCGAAAUUCUUUGCUAGCUGGUGGUGAUGAUGACACCAUGUCAGUCAUUAGUGGAAUCAGCAGUCGGGGGUCAACUGUACGGAGUAAAAAAUCAAAACCAUCUACAGGAAAACGGAAAGUGGUUGAGGGCAUGCAGCUUGCACUCCCUGAAGAAAGUAGUAGUAGUGACAGUAUGUGGUUAAGCAGAGAACAAACACUGCACACCCCUGUUAUGAUGCAGACACCACAACUCACCUCCACUAUUAUGAGAGAGCCCAAAAGAUUACGGCCUGAGGAUAGCUUCAUGAGUGUCUAUCCAAUGCAGACUGAACAUCAUCAACCUCCCCUUGAUUAUAACACGCAGGUAACAUGGAUGUUAGCUCAAAGACAACAAGAGGAAGCAAGGCAACAGCAGGAGAGAGCAGCAAUGAGCUAUGUUAAACUGCGAACUAAUCUUCAGCAUGCCAUUCGGCGUGGCACUAGCCUAAUGGAAGAUGAUGAAGAGCCAAUUGUUGAAGAUGUUAUGAUGUCCUCAGAAGGGAGGAUUGAGGAUCUUAAUGAGGGAAUGGAUUUCGACACCAUGGAUAUAGACUUGCCACCAUCAAAGAACAGAAGAGAGAGAACAGAACUGAAGCCUGAUUUCUUUGAUCCAGCUUCAAUUAUGGAUGAAUCAGUUCUUGGAGUGUCAAUGUUUUAAUACCAGUACACAAUUAAAUCUCUGUUGGAGUCAUUUUCUAAAUGGAAGAGGAAAUUUUAAAAUUGUGGUAGAUACAGUGAAAUUCUGUACAGAUUUUUCUCUAAGGAGAAUAUGACAUGCUUAUGCUUACCAAGAUCAAGUGCAUUGAGGGGCAGUUUUGUUUGCCUGAAAAAAGUAAAGGACAAGUAAACAAUUUGAUGAUAAGCUACAGUUUUUUUUAGAAAGUAAAUAUUUUAUUUAUGCGCUGUUAGUUGGCUUUUGAAUCAAUUAUUUCAUGCUUUUUUUAAAAAAAUAUAACAAUCUGAAGAGGCAUUUGGUACAGAUAUGAAUCCUCUCACAUUUAUUUACUGGUUGUACUAAAUAAUGAUGGCCUCUGCUGGAUUUCUGUUUACAUCUAAGAAACGUUAAGGAUGAAUUUAUCCCCCCACCCUGAAAUUGUAGGAUAGAAUUGUUUUUAGCAUUCUAAAUUUAAAUGCUUAAAACAUCAGUCAACAAAACUUUGUUUUAAAUAUUGUAAUUGUGGAGAAAAGUAAACUUAUAAGCAAAACUUUUACAAUUUUUUCAUCUAAAAGUAUUUUAAGAUAUUUUUAAAAUCCAAGAGCUUCUCUAUACUUUUCAGAAAUAUCCAGAUGCAGUGAACUGCCAGAAGGUAACCCGUCUCAAACAUGCUUAUCCCAUUAUCAACCCUGAAAGUUUGCUUGUCCUUUAAGGUAAAAAUGUAAUGUUGUGAUAUUCCUUCCAGUAGUGCCACUGUAUUUUGUCUCCAAAUAAAAGAAGCUUAUUGUAGUAUGUUUGCAGAAAAAUUCUAAACAAAAAUUAUACAGCUUAUUAGAGUGUGGGAAUAGGGAUCUAAAUUUUAAAUAAAAUUAUAUAUAUAUAUAAAUUGGUGCUGAUUUUAUAAUUGCGCAGUUUGUUUAGUUUUUUCUUACUUUUAAAUUCCAACUUAAAAUUAUGAGGUUUCAGAAAUAUAUUGAAAGUUUAACAAUGUUUAAAAAUAGAAAAGCAUGAGUGUUCAUGCUUUAAAAUGAUUUUUAAAUUUGUAUUUUAUAUUGUUUUAUCUAUCUGUCUUUGCAAGCAGUCUUCAGGUUAAAGAUACUUCUAACAGGUUACAGUACAUUUCCUCUGUAUGUAAAUUAGAUGGGAUAAUAGAAUUCAUAACCCAUAAUAUUCUUUGAAAGCUAAGCUUUAAACUUCAUUUUAUGUCCUUUCACAAAUAAAUUAGUUUAAAACAGAAAGUGGCUACUUGCCAUUUUGACAUCAACUCAUUUUGCGAGGCUUAGGCAGCUAGACAUCGUUUAAAACAAAAUAUUAACUUAUAUUACAUGUGUAUCUAUCUUUUGUCAGUCGUCUCUCAGUUCUUGAGGUAUAUUAUUUUAAUCAUUCCAUGCCUUAAUAUGCUUGCAAUACAAGAAUAUCUUCAGAUGGGUGAAUACCAAAAGGCUUUCAGUUUUUAGAUUCAGAAUCAACAAGCAUUGGGCUGUGGUAGCCAAAAACCAUAGGUUAGCUAAAAGAUCAUGAUAAAAAAACAAUUAUUUUAUUAAAUCAUGGUUAAUAACAAAUGAAACCAGACUUGUCUAACAGAUUUUCCAUCAACAAAUAUUGUUAUGUGCAAAAGUAUUGCCUAUGUUGUUUUACACACCACUGCAUUUACUAGAACUGCUGAGAGGACUGUAUAUAUGAUUUUAAACCUAAGUUGAUUUUUUUCUCACUCUUGAAAGGAGUACUUCUUUGUGAAAGCAGUUCUUACAGCUUUGUUUUCAACCAGCUAAAAAUGUUUUAUAUAUUACUCUAACCUGUUGUCCUCCACAUUCUAUUGUCCUAAUUGUACUGUUUUCUGAUUUGUAUUUAUGUCUUGAGACAGUAACUUUUUGAAUAAAAAUAAACCUACAA
Molecule: messenger RNA, 5798 nt
Organism: Propithecus coquereli (Coquerel's sifaka)
Lineage: Eukaryota; Metazoa; Chordata; Mammalia; Primates; Indriidae
Gene: STAG2
Product: stromal antigen 2
Exons: 33
Coding region: 345-3908 (1187 amino acids)
Biological process (GO): sister chromatid cohesion
Cellular component (GO): nucleus; cohesin complex; chromatin
Molecular function (GO): chromatin binding
Source: RefSeq, a predicted model, not a curated record